ACUCCCAAGAUAAACCCAAAUACUGUAUUGCAUUCGAGAAAUCUCAAUAUCACUAUAUUUACAGCGCCUAAACCUUUCACGGGCUCUGCUGGCACCAGGCAGACUCUAGCUGUUCGAUCAUGGCUCGCUUUAUCUCCACAUGUUUCUAUUGUUCUGUACAGCCAAGACCCAUCCGUUGCCUCUUUCUCCGCCGCUUUUGGUUCCCGCGUUCUGGUUAAUACCGACAUUGAUUUCACCUUCCUUGGUACUCCAUUCUUCCAUUCCAUGAUUGCAAAAUCACGCUCGUUCACUUCAGACGUAUAUGUUAUAGUUGAUCCCGAAACCAUUAUCGUUUCUGGAUUCAUCUCCACCCUAAAUCGUGCAUUUGAACUUGACCAUGAUUGGCUUCUUGUUGCUUCAUCUCGAAAUGCUUCUUACUUUCCAUUCCACUUGGACAACUCUGGAAAACAUUGGCACACAGAUAAUGGGAAACGGGUGCAGAUCCAAGAGCUGCGGGAAAUACUUCAAAAGGAUUGGCAAUGGAAUCAUUGUGAUACAAAAAUGCUCAUAGCGUGGAACAACGGGGACAUGCCCCUACAUAAUGGAGUUCUUCCUCCUUUCUUAUUCGGGAGAAAUGUACAUAAUAGUUGGAUAAUCCAUGAGACUCUAUCAUCUGAGUUCAGAUUGGUGAUUGAUGCUAGCUGGACCAUCACAAGCCUCCAUCUGGAUGGUCAGGAUGAUUUCCAUCCUACAGUUACGGAUUCUAUCACUUUAGAUAUUGAAAGCCGAAAAUGGGAGUACAUGGGCAAUUCCCAUCUAGGGUCACGCUACGGCUCAUUCUUUUAUAAUGAAGCUAACUAUUCUAGCCUGCUUAAACUUUUCAGAUGUGGUGAUCAAUAUUUUAUAAUUGACAGACUGAAAAAUAGUGUCCAUCUAAUUGGACGUCGAGGUGAAGUGAGACAGUGGAAGGGGAAUAUCUUCCAUUCUUGGUUAAAGAAAAGCACAGUAACUUGCAUUGCCGACCGGAGAUCACUGGCCGGAUUAUUAGAGUACCCUUUCAAAGAUAAGAUGUUACAUUCUGCACCUUUGGAACUUCCAUUCUCCUUAGAAUCACUCCUGUCUGUUACUGCAGACAAAAAUAAGACGAUUGUAGUUACAGUUGCUGGAUAUAGUUACAAGGACAUGCUCAUGAGUUGGGUUUGUAGAUUGCGUCACCUCUCCAUUGCAAAUUUUAUAGUUUGUGCUCUUGAUCAGGAAACCUAUCAAUUCUCGAUCUUGCAGGGAAUUCCUGUUUUCAGGGAUCCUUUAGCUCCAAGUAAUAUUAGCUUUAAUGAUUGCCACUUCGGAACAAAGUGCUUUCAGAUGGUGACGAAAGUGAAGUCCAGAUUAGUUUUGAAGAUCCUCAAGCUAGGUUACAAUGUACUUCUCAGUGAUGUCGAUGUAUAUUGGUUUAAAAACCCAGUUCCAUUGCUUCAAUCUUUUGGCCCUGCGGUUCUUGCUGCACAGUCUGAUGAAUUCAAGAAGGAAGGACCAAUAAACCUACCCAGACGUUUGAACUCUGGCUUCUAUUAUGCUCAUUCCGAUAAUCAAACAAUUGCUGCUAUGGAGAAAGUGGUGAAACAUGCAGCAACUUCAGGCUUAUCUGAGCAGCCAAGCUUUUAUGACAUGUUAUGUGGGGAAGGUGGAAUCAACAGAGCAGGUGAUAAAAGAUGUAUGGAGCCUGAAACAAACGUGACAGUAUAUUUUUUAGACAGAGACCUUUUUCCAAACGGUGCUUACCUAGAUUUGUGGCAGAGCAAAGAUGUCAAAGCAGCGUGUUUGAGGAAGGGAUGUGUAGUUAUUCAUAACAACUGGAUCAGUGGGAGGCUGAAGAAGUUGGAGCGUCAAGUCUUGUCAGGUUUAUGGGAGUACGAUCCUGGCACAAGGAUGUGUCUGCAGAGCUGACACCGUAUCAAGAUUGA
Molecule: messenger RNA, 1940 nt
Organism: Neltuma alba
Lineage: Eukaryota; Viridiplantae; Streptophyta; Magnoliopsida; Fabales; Fabaceae
Product: beta-arabinofuranosyltransferase RAY1
Exons: 5
Coding region: 265-1923 (552 amino acids)
Molecular function (GO): glycosyltransferase activity
Source: RefSeq, a predicted model, not a curated record